Molecule: messenger RNA, 3750 nt
Organism: Fundulus heteroclitus (mummichog)
Lineage: Eukaryota; Metazoa; Chordata; Actinopteri; Cyprinodontiformes; Fundulidae
Gene: trim9
Product: tripartite motif containing 9
Exons: 11
Coding region: 448-2637 (729 amino acids)
Molecular function (GO): zinc ion binding; protein binding
Source: RefSeq, a predicted model, not a curated record
GCAAACGAACGGGGGUAAUGCGCAUCUUGUCUAGUCUUGUAUGUUUUUAAAUGGCUUGGCUUUAAAUCAGUAGCUGUUUCAUUGUAUUUAAUUUCCUCAAUGAAAUUAGGUUGGAGGUUCUACGCGUAGAAGAUGUAGAAACCACAGACACGCAACUGUCGAGGUGUGAAGCUCAUUAAUGGACCUUCCCGAUGACGCGCGAGCCGUCCAAUAGUUUGAUGGAAUCCACCGGAUAACCAAUAGGCUUCCGUUUGGAGCUGCUGCUGCUUGCUGAUUGGCGCAAGGAGCUGCUGCCUCCCGAGUACCGACGCUUCUCCUUUGGUCAAGGUUGCACUUGCGGCUGCAUCAGGACGAGUCCGGAGCCCCGUUUACGCACCGAGAGCAGCCCCGCUGUGUUUUCCUAUCUGAGCACGAUCAGCCAGGAUCUCCAUCUUCAAGGAAUCCGCAAUGGACGAGAUGGAGGAAGAGUUAAAAUGCCCCGUUUGUGGCUCUUUUUACCGGGAGCCCAUCAUACUGCCUUGCUCCCACAACAUUUGCCAGGCGUGUGCGCGGAAUAUCCUUGUGCAGACCCCCGAAGCCGAGUCCCCUCAGAGCAGCCGAGCCUCCGGAUCCGGAGUCUCGGAUUAUGAUUACUUGGAUUUGGAUAAAAUGAGUUUGUACAGUGAGGCGGACAGCGGCUACGGCUCCUACGGCGGGUUUGUGAGCGCUCCGACAACCCCCUGCCAAAAGUCACCAAACGGGGUUCGGGUUUUCCCCCCUGCCGUCCCCCAGCCCGCUCCGCAGCAUCACCUUCUCCCGCAUCCGGCCUCCUUACCCCCGAUCCCCCGCAACUCCUGCAUCACAUGCCCGCAGUGCCACCGCAGCCUGAUCCUGGACGACCGGGGUCUCCGAGGGUUCCCCAAAAACCGGGUGCUGGAAGGCGUGGUGGACCGCUACCAGCAGAGCAAGGCGGCCGCUCUCAAAUGCCAGCUCUGCGAGAAGAGUCCCAGGGAGGCCACGGUGAUGUGCGAGCAGUGCGACGUCUUCUACUGCGACCAGUGCCGCCUGCGCUGCCACCCGCCCCGCGGUCCCCUCGCCAAGCAUCGCCUGGUGCCCCCCGCGCAGGGCCGGAUCAGCCGUCGCGCCAGUCCCCGCAAGAUCUCCACCUGCACGGAGCACGAACUGGAGAACCUGAGCAUGUACUGCGUCCAGUGCAAGAUGCCCGUGUGUUAUCAGUGCUUGGAGGAGGGCAAACACGGCACGCACGAAGUGAAAGCUCUGGGCGCAAUGUGGAAACUGCACAAGGGUCAACUUUCACAAGCCUUAAACGGUCUGUCAGACAGAGCCACCGAGGCAAAGGAGUUCCUGGUUCAGCUAAGAAACAUGGUGCAGCACAUCCAGGAAAACGGCGUGGAGUUUGAGGCCUGUUUGGUGGCGCAGUGCGACGCCCUCAUCGACGCCUUGAACCGACGCAAGGCCCAGCUCCUGUCCCAAGUGAACAAGGAGCACGAACACAAGCUUAAGGUGGUUCGGGAUCAGAUCUCCCACUGCACGGUGAAGCUGCGUCAGACAACGGGACUGAUGGAGUAUUGUCUGGAAGUCAUCAAGGAGAACGAUCCCAGUGGUUUCCUGCAGAUCUCUGACGCUUUGAUCCGGAGGGUCCACAUGACCGAGGGUCAGUGGGGGAAGGGGACCCUCACACCAAGGAUGAGCAGUGACUUUGACCUCACCCUGGACAGCGGACCUCUCCUGCAAACCAUCCACCAGCUAGAUUUCGUACAGAUGAAAGUCCCAGCUGCUCCCAUCCUCCAGCUGGAGGAAUGCUGUACCCAGAACAACAGCGCCACGUUGUCAUGGAAACAACCGCCGCUCUCCACCAUCGCCGUGGAGGGCUACAUCCUGGAGUUGGAUGAUGGAAAUGGGGGCCCUUUCAGGGAGGUGUAUGUGGGGACGGAGACCAUCUGCACGGUGGACGGGCUCCAUUUCAACAGCACCUACAAGUCCCGAGUAAAGGCGUUCAAUUCCAGCGGAGUGGGCCAAUACAGCAAGACGCUGAUCAUGCAGACGUCUGAGACUGGACUCCCUCCAUGUGAUAUUCAGUCUAUAGGCACAGUUGCUUGGUUCACCUUCGACCCAGCCUCCGCUCAUCCGGACAUAGUGUUCUCCAACGACAACCUAACGGUGUCGUGCAACAGCUACGACGACCGGGUGGUCCUGGGUAAUACCGCCUUCUCCCGCGGCGUCCAUUACUGGGAAAUUACAAUCGACCGCUACGACAACCACCCGGACCCGGCCUUCGGCAUCUGCCGGGGCGACGUCCUGAAGGAUGUGAUGCUGGGGAAGGACGACAAAGCCUGGGCCAUGUACGUGGACAACAACCGCUCCUGGUUCAUGCACAACAACUCUCACACCAACAGGACGGAUGGUGGCAUCACUAAAGGGUCCAAUAUAGGAGUGUUGCUGGACUUCACCCGUAGGAUCCUCAUCUUCCUCAUCAACGAUGAGCAGCAGGGUCCUGUUGCCUUUGAGGGCUUGGAAGGCGCGUAUUAUCCCGCUAUCAGCCUCAACCGUAACGUCCAGGUCACGCUUCACACUGGUCUACCCAUCCCGGACUUUUACACCCCUGGGGAGGCAGAUCCAACAAGCUCUGUGUGCUAGAGACUGCAGCAAUCAGUAAAACCUCUCCAGGAUUUCUCUCUUCUCCUCCCCCACCGGUCAAUACCUCUAAUCCCACCCUUGCCCUCCUCUUCUCGACUCCCGUCGCCCCGACCUAAUGACCCCAUGACACUCCAUCAGAGGCCUCAUGACAGUCCUAAGCCAUGCCUUUUUCAACUUUGAACACGACCAUGUGCAGGCGAAUGUCCACGCACGUGGUGCCUUGGUACCUAUGACUUCUUUGGACAACCUGGACGUUUAAGAGGAUGAAAUAAUCACAAUGUCCAGAGGAUGGAUUCCAAAUGCUAUAAAAGAUCACAUAUGAAAAUACUGAAUUGAAAGAAUAUUUUUGCAUUUCAGAAAAUAUGGUCAUUGAGUCCAGACUAGGCAUGGGCUGGUAUGAAACUCUAAGGAACAUAGUGGAAAAAAAGAGCUACAGUUUCACAAUAUUUUCUCAGAAAUGUAAAAAAAAAAAAAGACGUAUAAUAUAGUCUAAUUGCUUUUAUUUAUAACAAGCCACAAUGAAUCAUCCUGCUGCUAAAACAAUCUCAAACAUUGAUUAUUACGUUUAUGAUAGUGUCAAGUACAAUUUAUUAUUUAUUUACUGUUAUUUUGCGAUACAGACCUAAGCAAAUAUACAUAAUAUAUUUUUAGGAUUUUUAAACAGGCAUCAACAAAGGAAUAAAUACCAACAAUUAAUCUACCACUCACUUCCCCCAUUCCUCAGGACCAUUACAUAUACAACCUCAAAUCAAAAUGUACAUUUACAAGUAUAUUCCCAUUCAUAAUAACAUAGCUAGAUUGUUUAAAUUCGAUUCUUCCCUUCAGUUUUUCUAGCUACCUUUAACCAAAGUUUAAGACCAGACUCCUUUAUUCCUAUCACUCUAACAGCUGAUAAGUCAAAGGUAAGUUCUCUCAAAAUAAGAAAGCACCGCACUGUUUACUGAGUCUUGUGAGAUCUUUCCAUUUCAGCAAAAAUUCAUAUCACGGCAGCUAUAAUGCUUGAAAGACUCUUGUUAGAUAUAUGGGGACAAACAACUGUGACAGUUCAUUCAGGAGUAAUAUGGAUAUAGAACAUGCCGAUACUGAAACAUAAUCAAGAUUGGCAGAAGGUUU